Molecule: messenger RNA, 1086 nt
Organism: Dendronephthya gigantea
Lineage: Eukaryota; Metazoa; Cnidaria; Anthozoa; Malacalcyonacea; Nephtheidae
Product: kinetochore protein Spc25-like
Exons: 8
Coding region: 184-774 (196 amino acids)
Biological process (GO): chromosome segregation
Cellular component (GO): Ndc80 complex
Source: RefSeq, a predicted model, not a curated record
CAGUGAGUGGUAAAGACAAAGGAGCGGCCUGCCACUGGGAGUCGCAGCAAAUCAGAAACUCAGACUGGUACUCUCGAAGAAGGAAAGAUCAUUGGAAGAAAUUAAGGAAAAAUCUGGAAGAAUCUUGCUCAGCAGAAGUUUCUAAACGAAUGGACGGGUGAAACACUAAAGAAUCUCACAGAAAUGAGAAAAGAAGAAGUGACACAUAACGUCCACCGCGGACAAGAGAAAAUAAAGGAAAUUGAAAACAAAAUUGCACAAAAUCAUGCCAAAUUAGAUCAGCAAGCUAAAGAUAAUAAUGAGCAAAAAAAUAUGAUAUCUUCUAUUGGAAAAGACCUUGAGAUGUUCAAUCUUCAAGCUGAUCAAAUUUCAAAGAAGAAUGUAUUGAGAGAAAAACAACUUGAUGAUGCAAAGAAACAAAACAUUCAAGAAGAGCAAGUUAUUAAAAAGGCAAAAGAAAAAACAAUGUUAAAGAUGAACCAAUACACCAAAGGCAUAUCAUUUUUUCAGGAUUAUUUGGGAUUUACAUUUGAAAAAGUUGACAAGGAUCACUUGAAAUUUAUGUUCAAGUACAUUGAUCCAAAUGACCCAGAAGGUUGUUUUACAUUUACUGUCCAGGUGGAUGAAAAUACUGGAAUAUAUAACAUUAAAGAUUGUUCUCCUGUGAUAAAUCAACUUGCAGAUCUCACAGAAAAUCUUAACAAGACUAAUGAUUUUACACAAUUCGUCAUUAGUGUUCGUCAAGCCUUCAAAGAGCUUGUCUGCAAAGUGUAGUUCGUGCAAUAUCUUGUUCUCCUUCAGGCUUCACUCCCGCAAUAUAUAGUGAAAUAAUGAUCCAGGUAUAUCCCACUGAAAAAAAAUAGUUACUUGUACAGUUUUUAUAUGUACGGAUUUAGUGACUACGUCGACUUGAAACUGACGACAAAGAAGACAACAUGUAUGAUAAUAUAUAUAUUUAUAUCACGUUUUUCGGACUGUGUUCCCCCAGGAAUAUUAAAUAACGGCGCCGAUUUUGUCCCAUCUUGCGUAGGAACUGAACUAAUAUAUUUUUUAUUAUUCUAUUCCAUCUUUAUUUCCUCACGUGUU